AGCAGCGCAGCGACGUCCACCGAGACAGCGGCGCCGGCAGAGCAGAGACCAAUCGCACUGGCGAGCAGAGCGGAAAAGCUGCUGUGUGGCGGAAAAACAACAACUGGCACAAUAAGUAAUAAAAUCAAAAAUAAACAAAGGACGAAAGGAGCAAUAAAUAUACAAAAUAAUUCUAAUUAAACACUGCGUUAAUACACAUACACGCAAAAGGCGAAACGCAAAAGAGGGAGGAGCAGCCGAAAAGUAUGCAGCAAAAAUGUGAAUAACUACACAACAAAGCAGCAGCAUCAUCACACACACUCUGUUGUUGUUAUAUAAGUGUGUGCGUGAGCGGGAGUGUGUGCGUGCGUAGUAGUAAAAAUGUAGCAAAACAACUCAACAAAAGCCAAGCAAAAAAUGAGACAACGAAUCUAAGAAAAUUUUUGAUACAGCAAUUUUUGUUAGUAAAAAAGCGAGGACCGAAGACAGAAUCAGCGGAAAAGAAUAAAACACAACGGAAAGCAAAAGGAAACAAGCAGCUGGCAGAGAGAGAGAAACAAUUUGACCCAAGAAUUGUACCACAGCAAGGAGAAGAGAGCGAGUGAGAGCGCGUCUAUCAACCACCAAUACAGAUGAACAUGCUACACAGUUUCAGCGGCGGAGGCGCCGGCAGCGCUGCCAACGCUUCAGGCGACGUCAGCAACGCGGAAACCGAACUAAAGGAGCGGCUGAUAGCCAGCGUGAAGAAGGAGGUGAAGCAGCUGAUGGAGGAGGCGGUGACCAAGAAGUACGUCCACGAGGAGAGCAGCUCGGUCACCUCGUUGUGCGGCGCCGUGGAGGCCUGCCUGAGCCACGGUCUGCGCAGAAGGGCUCUGGGGCUGUUCAAGACCUCCUCGACGACGGCGCUGAUCCAGAAGAUAGCUAAGAUCUGCCCGGAGGCGGACUACGUGAGCCGCCGGCUCCUCGAGCUGGAACUCGCGCAGGAGUCGCACGCGGUGAGCGGCAAGCGAUCCUCCUCCAGCAGCGACAGCAUCAUCAAGCCCAAGCUCCUGAGCAAGGGCAGCGGGAGCAGCAACUCGGUGACCACCAUCAACACGGUCACCAAUGGAGCUGGAGCGGGUCCCGGAGGCGGAGGCGGAGCCAGUGCCCCGCUGGGCAAGUAUCUGUGGAUCCGACUGGCCCUGCACGAGAAACGGCUGGCCAAGAUCAUCGAACACCUGGUCAGCAACGCCAACAGUUACUACGAUCGUGAGGCGCUGGUCGCCGAUCCCGACUACGGCUCCAUUUUGAGCUCCCUGCUGGUGGGUCCGUGUGCCCUCGAGUUCACCCGGGCCAAGACUGCCGACCACUACUGGUCCGAUCCCUGUGCCGACGAGCUGGUGCAGCGCCACAGGAUCAGCUCGGGCAACCGGACGCCACCAACCACCCACCGGCCGAUCAUCAACUUCAAGCGCAGCCUGCACACCAGUUCGGAGGACACGAGCAGUGGCUCCUUUAAGGCCUGCUCGCCGGCGAGCGUGGCCAAGGACUACGUGGAAUCGCUGCACCAAAACUCGCGGACCACGCUGCUCUACGGCAAGAACAACGUACUGGUGCUGCCUAAGGACGUGUCCGAGCCGAUGCCGGGAUAUCUCAGCUUGCACCAGAGCAUCCAGUCCCUGACGAUCAAGUGGACGCCCAACCAGCUGAUGAAUGGCUACAACGACGGCGACGGCGGUGAUAAGAGCUUCUACUGGAGCUACGCCCUAAACAUCAAUGUGGACGAGAUUGUCUAUGUGCACUGUCACCAGAAUCGCGGCGGCGACACCGGCGGCACCAUCAUCCUGGUGGGCCAGGAUGGCGUCCAGCGGCCGCCCAUUCACUUUCCCGAAGGCGGACACCUUCAGGCGUUCCUCAGCUGUCUGGAAACGGGUCUUCUGCCACAUGGUCAGCUGGAUCCGCCGCUCUGGUCGCAGCGCGGCAUUGGAAAGCUGUUCCCUUGGCCCAAGAGCGUAAGGCGACACAUCCUGCCUUCCGUGAUGGAGGCCGGAGGCUCCGUGGCCGACGAGACGCCAAUCGACUAUGUGUUCCGUGUCGUCAGCAAGUGCCAGCACGAGGAGUUCUUGGCCAGCCACCCCAUCCUGGAGCUGGGGCGAUCGAGUCCGCGGCGGAAGCACCUCGGCAGCUGCUCCACCACCGGCAGCAGCGACUGCUCCAGCAAGAGUCUCUCCAUUGACCAGAGCAGCUGUGAAACGCCGCUGAUCCAGGCCAGCCAGAGCACCAGCAUCGAGCUGGUAUGCUCCACCAUGCGCCGGCAAAUCAUCUCCAGGGCCUUCUACGGCUGGCUGGCCUACUGUCGCCACCUCUCCACAGUCCGCACCCACUUGUCCGGGCUGGUCAACGGUCGCAUCAUGCCAGAUCUGGCCGCGGACGAGGAGGGUCUGACCCGUGGAAAGUGGCUGGCGAUGCAUGAGAACGGGGUGGUCACCGGCGAUCUGGAGCUCUAUCGACUCGUUUACUUCGGCGGCGUGGAGCCAGAGCUGCGCAAGGAGGUGUGGCCCUACCUUUUGGGGCAUUACGACUUCGGCUCCACGCCGGAGGAGCGAAAGAAACAGGACGAGACCUGCAAGCACUACUAUGAGACGACGAUGAGCGAGUGGCUGGCUGUGGAGGCCAUCGUGCGUCAGCGGGAAAAGGAGAAGACGGCCCUGGCCGUGGCCAAAUUGAGUGCCGAGCAGGCGCGCCUAGCGGCCAAUGCCGCUAGCUCCUCGAAUCCCCACCAGAAACUCACAAACGGCAGCCAACUGUUGCAACUUGAGCAUGGGAACGGCGAGGAAGAUCAGGAGCAUCUGGUCCUGGACGAGGGCGAGAAUGAUGUGUUCGAUGACAAUGACUUUUCGGACAUUUCCGAUCCAGGGGAUUUGUUUGAUGAGGCGGAAUUGGGCCAAGAGGCUGAGGAGCAGGAGCAAAAUAACCCCAAAGAGGAGGUCUUUGAAAAGCAGGAGGAUGAGGAGGACCAGGAGGAUCAAGAGGACCAUGAUCAACGCGAAAUGCCGCGACUCAGCGAGCAACUUGUUCUGGAGUUCCAAGACAUAGACAAUAUGGAACCACUGCGUCUGCAGGAGAACUGUUUCGCCGAUUCCGAGACGGAAAACGAUCUGGGACUGGGACUGGACAGCAGCGGCAACAUCCUGAUGCUGAGCAUCAAGAGCUCGCCGUCGACGAGCAGCUAUGAGACGGUGGGCAACGAAUUCGUCGACAUGGCAGAAGCCAAGCUGGAGGAGGAGGAAGUUCCUGGGCUGCUAAGCAAGUUCCACAGCGCCGACGACGUGAGGCUGGACAACCAGGAUGAGGAGGAAUCAUCGCAGCCGGCCACUGCGGUCAUAAUAACGGAGGCGGCUUCGCUGGACGCCCUGGACGACGAUCCCACCGAGGAGUUUACCUCAAGGAAGACCAGUCUGAUGUCGCCCCUCAACGAGGACAUCACGGUGGUGGCCUCCCUGGAUGCCCUGCAGGAACCCAAGUCCGCCUGCGUCUCGCCAGCCAGCUCGAACGGAGGUGUUUACAGCGUGGAGCUGCUGGAGCAGUUCGGGCUGAAUCUGCACCGCAUCGAGAAGGACGUGCAGCGGUGCGACAGGAACUACUGGUACUUCGCCAACGAGAACCUGGACAAGCUGCGCAACGUUAUCUCCACGUACGUGUGGGAGCACCUGGACGUGGGCUACAUGCAGGGCAUGUGCGACCUGGUGGCUCCCCUCCUGGUCAUCUUCGACGACGAGUCGCUCAGCUACAGCUGCUUCUGCAAGCUCAUGGAGCGCAUGAUCGAGAACUUUCCCAGCGGCGGGGCCAUGGACAUGCACUUCGCCAACAUGAGGUCCCUCAUCCAGAUCCUCGACUCGGAGAUGUACGACCUGAUGGACUCGAACGGCGACUACACGCACUUCUACUUCUGCUACAGGUGGUUCCUGCUGGACUUCAAGAGGGAGCUCGUCUACGACGACGUCUUCGCCACCUGGGAGGUGAUCUGGGCGGCCAAGCACAUCGCCUCCGGCCACUUCGUACUCUUCCUGGCCCUGGCCCUGCUGGAGACCUAUCGCGACAUCAUCCUCUCGAACAGCAUGGACUUCACCGACGUCAUCAAGUUCUUCAACGAAAUGGCGGAGCGCCACAACGCCCAGUCGAUCCUGCAGCUGUCCAGGAGCCUGGUCCUCCAGCUUCAGACGAUCAUCGAGAACAAGUAGACGGGGAGGGACACAUCGUCAGCCAUCAGUAAGCCAUCGUCAGUUCCUGGAGACCUCAGUUGCCGAUCAGUAUUGAGCAUGCGACGUACUAAGUUGUUAGCACCUAGAACGUAGAAUCGUAGAAUCGCAGUUAGAAAGCGCUUAGGGGUAUAUAGCCAACCACAAAGCAUAUGCAUACCACAUACCCUCUAACAUAUACCCUACAACAUAUAUGCAUGCAUACAUAACAUAUAACGCAUAACAUAUGAAUAACCCUAGAGAUUGCAAUUAGCUGAGGAUCUCGCUGUGGUUUUUGGGACGCCUCCCGUAAUCCGCAAUGGUUUUUUUUUUGGAAACGGCUGGGAAUCGCUUAAAGAAAUUUAACACAAUUAAGGAAAUUGUAGUGACCUGAAAAACACAAGAAAGUAAAUCAAGUGGAAAUCGAACAACGUAAAAGAUAAACUAUUUAUACUUAUACAAUAUACAUGGAUAUACCGAUUAUAUUAUAUACAGGCAGUGGCAUAUUUAUACGUUUUGUAUAUUCGAGAGAACCAGGAGUGGAUCACGAACAUAUAUGGAUAUUGUAUUAGAUAUCGUCUAUAUAUGGCAAUGCUGUGCGGCUGCGACUGCGGCCAACUGUUGUUAAUGUUAUGUUAUCGCUUUGGCUAACAAUUAGAUAUAUUAUUAUAUACGAGUAUACAUAUGUACACCUGUAUUCAACGACAUUCGGGGGAGCUCAUUGAAGUCACGAUUCAAUUUUACGAGAUGACACCCCGAGGGGUCAGAGUUUCAGAAAAGUUUCGAGAUAGCACCCCCCGAAUCGAACUGCAAUUGUUCGCUUAAUGUUCAUUGUUAUAUGUUUUCUCCUGUUUUUCAUUUGUAGCUGCAAGCGUUGAGAAAACAUUUUGUACUCGAGUUGCCCGACAGGUGGAUCCUGGGGCUAUAUCUCUGUCUCUAUAGGUAAAUCGAACAAUUGCCGUCGCACACGAACCCACACAAAACUGUUACGAAAUUGUUGUUGAUGGCUGCGAAGCGUUGAGUUUGUUUGUAUUAGCGAAACCGAUGUGCAACCCAAUAUGUGUAAAGAUAUAUAUAUACAUAUAUUUAACUAAUAUUUAUACAAGCAUUAACCCGAAGCAUAGAUAUAAAGAGCGGAGUGUUAGCCGUGUAUUGUUAUAAUCGAGCCCGAUUCGUUCAGGCAAACUAUCUAGUUUCUAUCCGGUUUUCAAUUUCAAUUUCGGUUUCGAUUUCGGUUUCGAUUUUGCGUUGUUUUUUGGUAAGUGCAGGCGCACCAAAAAUCCCUCCACUGGGCUUAUAUACAACCUAUAUUAUAUAGAACUGUUUAGAGAGCAAACACUUUGUGUGGAACCUAAAUUAAUGCGAGUAGCACGCUUUUUGUGUAUGGAAAAAAGUCGGAAAAGAAAAACCAAAAAAAAUACUUCAUGUGAUUUCUUGUUGCUUCUUUGAAUAACGAUAUUUUUGUAAGCGCUACAACGUAUAUAUAAAUACGACAAAGAACGAGAUGGCUGGCAACAGAGAGAGAUAGAGAGAGAGAGAGGCGGGUAGGUGAAGCAAGAAAGAGAGAUAAGAUAUAUUUUACACUUGGCUGGGCAAACGGGAAGGGGAUUGGAACGUCAGUAAAGUCCAACCAAAACUUCGGCCACUCUUUUGAUACACAUAUUCGACAGAAGAUCUGCAAAUCCUCCACGAUGAAGUAGGAAAAUGAUAAAAACCCUAAGAGCAAGGCGGGAGCUCUCGCUAUAUUAUAUCGUAACCAAGCUAAUCUACAUAUAUAUAUACAUACAUAUAUAUAUAUAUAUAUUUAUACCCGUCUGUGUAGAGACGCCACCUAUAGAACCCGAGCAUAUAGAGUACUACGUUACCCACGAUUGUAACCACACAUAUAGCAUACGCAUGAAUAUUACUAAUGUUUUAUGUUCCAAGUGAAAACACAUAAAGCCCAAAAAUACAAAUAACUGAUCAAUGUAUAAUUUACCGAAACCAUGUCGAAGAAAACCAAAUAA
Messenger RNA from Drosophila mauritiana, 6202 nucleotides. RefSeq names its product small G protein signaling modulator 2. Gene Ontology annotation, biological process: activation of GTPase activity. The coding region runs from base 612 to 4199 and encodes 1195 amino acids. The transcript is spliced from 7 exons. Gene Ontology annotation, molecular function: GTPase activator activity. The record is from RefSeq and is a predicted model, not a curated record. Lineage: Eukaryota; Metazoa; Arthropoda; Insecta; Diptera; Drosophilidae.